Molecule: messenger RNA, 1049 nt
Organism: Leptopilina heterotoma
Lineage: Eukaryota; Metazoa; Arthropoda; Insecta; Hymenoptera; Figitidae
Product: odorant receptor 13a-like
Exons: 6
Coding region: 66-1049 (327 amino acids)
Biological process (GO): sensory perception of smell; detection of chemical stimulus involved in sensory perception of smell
Cellular component (GO): plasma membrane
Molecular function (GO): olfactory receptor activity; odorant binding
Source: RefSeq, a predicted model, not a curated record
CGAGCUUUUUAGUCAUUCCUGUAUUUUAUACCUUCUUCUUUCGGAAUUUAGAUUCUGAAACUGCUAUGACUAUUUUUUCCUUACUGUUGCAGGGAGUCGCUGCUACCUUCAAAGCAUUGUUACUACUGCCAAAAAGGAAGCAAUUAAAAGAUUUACUCUCCCUUUGUAGUAACUUGUGGAAAAGUAUAAACAGUGAAGAAGAAGCUCAAGUGGCGAAACAUUAUGCAAGAAGAGGGGUGAAGUUCACUUAUUUCUUCAGUCUCCUUGUUUUUACGGCGCUAAUAAAUGUCCUCGUGCAACCAAUGUUAGAUAAAUUUGUUGUCAAUUUAAAUGGUACAAUUAUAUCAAGCAGGGUUCUUCCUUAUCCCACAGGUUUAAUUCAUGAGAAUCUUAAAAUUUACAGUAUUUGGUAUGUACUGCAGAUUCCCGCUGGUAUGUUUAUUGUUAUAAUGAUAGUUGGAAUAGACACUGCGGUUGUAGUUUUUGUUCUGCACGCCUGCGCUUAUUUUCGUGUAUUGCAAUACCGAUUAGUAAAGUUUAAAGAAUUGUGCGAAAAAGAACAGAAAAAGAAUCAGAAAAAAGAGUCAAAGAAGAAGAUUUUUCAAGAAAUUGUAACGAUUGUUCAAUUUCAUCAAAAUAUUUUGCAGUUUUCGGCAACUGUGGAGCAUAUUGUUAAUCCUGUCAUACUUUUGCAAACAAUCUUAAGUAUAGCAGCUAUAUGCAUUUUUGGAAUCAAUUCUCUACUGAGGGAUGAAGAUAUUCUGCAUCAAGUUUUACACAUAGGUGGUAGUAUUUUGCAACUCUUUAUGUUUUGCUGGCCUCCAAGUAAUCUGCAAACGGAAAGCUUCGAGAUUAGCACAAAAGUAUAUGAAUUACCUUGGUAUGAUUGGCCGAAAAAGGAACAGAAGUUGUUGGAGUUGAUGAUUUUUAGAUCCCAAAAAUUUGUCGUUCUUUCUGCGGGCAAAUUUACUUUCAUGUCUCUGAGAACAUUUACUUCUAUUCUAUCAUCAGCCUAUUCAUUCUUUACACUUUUAAGGCGAAUAUUGUAA